UUCUCCAUUUUCUUCUUCUUCAGAACCGUCAUGUCUAUCUCUUCUCUCCGCCUAACGCCACCGCCCACGGCGGCGACCAAUGCCGCCACGAAUUUCCGCUCCUCGUUCCUCGUCCACCUCCCUCUCCGCACGCAAAACCCCCAAAAAUCACUCUCUCUCCGCCGCCCCUGCUCCCCAAUUUCGGCCUCCAUGGAGGCCGGCGUGGGCGUAAUGGGGACCAAACUCGGCAUGAUGAGCUUCUUCGAGCCCUCCGGCACCGUGGUUCCCGUCACCGUCAUCGGAUUCCGCGAAGGCAACAUUGUAACUCAGGUCAAGACCGAUGCUAUUGACGGCUACAGCGCCGUCCAAGUAGGGUACCGCCGUGUCCGUGACCGGAAACUCACCAAACCCGAAAUGGGACACCUUCAGAAAUCGGGCGUAAUUCCGUUGCGCCAUUUGCAGGAGUUCCGGCUCCAGUCUGUCGACAGCUUCGAGCCGAACCAGCAGCUGGUCUUCAGCGAGCUUUUCAACGAAGGUGACCUAGUUGAUGUCUCCGGUACCACCAUUGGAAAAGGGUUUCAAGGUGGAAUCAAAAGACAUAAUUUCAAGAGAGGUCUUAUGACUCACGGAUCGAAGAGUCAUAGACAGCUCGGUUCAAUUGGUGCUGGAACAACACCUGGACGCGUGUAUAAAGGCAAGAAAAUGCCUGGAAGAAUGGGAGGGACGAAGGCAAAGAUCCGAAAGCUGAAGAUUGUCAAGAUUGAUGAGGAGCUUAGGAUUGUAAUGGUGAAAGGGGCCGUUCCUGGUAAGCCGGGAAACCUUCUAAGAAUCGCUCCCGCCAAGAUUGUAGGGAAAAACAUCCCAAAGAACUAGCCCGUUUUUGUACUCAACUGUCAGAAUUUGAUGUGAUGUAUUCUUUUGGUGCUCUGAUGGAAACAAUAUUUUCAAUUUGAAAGAUAUAUAUAAAUGUUGUGGUUACAAAA
Messenger RNA from Ipomoea triloba (trilobed morning glory), 962 nucleotides. RefSeq names its product 50S ribosomal protein L3, chloroplastic. The transcript has 2 exons. The record is from RefSeq and is a predicted model, not a curated record. Bases 31 to 852 code for a protein of 273 amino acids. NCBI's taxonomy places the organism in Eukaryota, Viridiplantae, Streptophyta, Magnoliopsida, Solanales, Convolvulaceae. Gene Ontology annotation, biological process: translation. Gene Ontology annotation, cellular component: chloroplast envelope; ribosome. Gene Ontology annotation, molecular function: structural constituent of ribosome.